GCCCAGCAGCAGCAGCCACUGUUGCUGAUGCCCCGGCGGCCGCAGUGGGGUCCGUGAAGGGGGUUGGGGUGUGCUGUUGUGCGGAGGCUUCUGCAAGAAGGCACGAUGGGACGGACCCCUGGCCGCUUGGGGGAAAGGGCACUGCACCGCACUGCACCGCACAGCAUUCCCAGACCACAGCACCGGUCUGCCGACACGUCGUCGUACACACGAGUACAGGAUCUGUUCACGUCCGUUGUCAAGGACCCAUCCACGUCCACGUCCACGUCCACGUCCACGUCCACGUUACCCACUUUGGAUCGCCGUCUUUGCUGUGUGCUCAGCUGAAGCCGUUGCCAACCGUCUUUGCCACUGCCCCCUGCCACCACACAGGCGUCCGCCAGGAACACGUCGCCCCCCGCAAUGGCUAGCUUUUUCAAAAAAAUCAACCCCAACAGCAAGUCGCCUAAGCCUGGUGCAGUCUACGACUCGCCGCCAACGGCUUCUCUCCCGUCGCCGCCCGUGAACCAAUUGAAAGGGGAGUUCAACAAGCGGAAGCUGUUCCCGCACAAGGAGAAGGACCCCAAGUACAGAUCGGUGAGCUACGACGUGCCCGCUCCAGGCGCCCGCAACACGGAGAACUACGACUCGAGCAACCCGAACGACACCGUCGGCUCGGCCUCGUCUAACACAACCAGCCACAGCCACAGAACGAGCAACCCCCCAUCGAGAAACACGUCCCACACGCACGAAACACGCCAUGAACAGGUGCCAGCGCAGACCCAGAUGCACACGCCAAAUGGUACAGGAACACUGCUGCACCCCACAGCAGGCGGUGGCACUGCCGGGACCAGCAACAACUCGAACCACUCGUACGGGUCGAACAACUCGAACAACUCCGGCCCUGCAGUGACCCCGUGGCGAAAGAAGAAGCUCUACAAUUCGCCCUUUCCCCGUUUUGGCCACGCAGUCUCCUCCUUGACCUCCACCUCAGGAACAUGCUACCUGAUGGGCGGCUUGUCUGGCAACGACGUUUACGGAGACAUGUGGGUUAUCGAGCCAAUACGAAAACAGGACUCCUCAGGCACGGAUUCCCCCUACAUCGCGUCGCCCAUCGAAAACCCACAGAAAAUCCCCUCUCCGAGAACCGGCCACGCAUCCAUAUUGAUCGGCAAUGCCUUCAUCAUAUUUGCAGGCGACACAGCCAUAAAUUACGAUCAGUCCCUAGACAACAAGCUCUAUUUCUUCAACAUCUCGUCCCUCAAAUGGACAAUUACAUCUCCUGAAGGUCCCAAACCUUGCGGUAGAUACGGCCAUCAGAUCGCCGUGUUGAACUUUGAAAUAAGCCCCAGCAAAUGGUCCAGCCAGUUGUUUGUGUUCGGUGGCCAACUCAACGACCAGUAUUUCAAUGACCUGUGGAGAUUCGACCUUUCCAAGUUCAAAGAUCCUAAUAACCAGUGGGUUAGAAUACACGCCAAGGGUGACUUACCACCACCGUUGGCAAACUACACAAUGACCGCAUGCAAUGACAGGUUAUAUCUGUAUGGUGGCCACAACAGUGGGCACAUCAACGACCAAUUGUAUUGCUAUGAUGCUCUCAAGAAUGAGUGGGCCAUCUGCAAACUCCAUGGUAUAUCCCCGCCUGCGUUGUAUGGCCAUUCUACAACCAUUUUCGGAACACUAUUACUCAUCUACGGUGGAAGACUGCCAAACGACACAAACUCUGGAGAUUUGUUUGUGAUAGACCUUUCCACUUUCCGUUGUUGGAGACUACAACCUAAUCUCCCCUACUCUCCAGGCCCUAGAUAUGGCCAUUCGAUCACCGUCAACCCUGUCGACGAAAAGAUCAUCAUAAUGGGUGGGGAUAUCUACGAUAACGACUUCAAUGGUAUUGACGAUUCAUCGAUUGGUAUGAUAGACGAGGCAAAAUUUUCACUGCUGAGCUCAGUCAUUUAUGAAUGUGAUAUCAAGUUACUGGAAAAGUUUACCGAUAAGUCUUCAAUGGCUAUUAGCAACAGCUCAGAAGCUGAAGUAAGUUCAGUUCCAUUCUCAGCUGUAACUGCAGCUACCAGCAACAAAGCUGAAACUGGAAGUGCAACUCUAGCUUCCGAUUCUAGAACUACAUUCCCAACUUCGUUUGGUAGGGAUAAGGUUCGCAAGUCACAGUUGAAUAUAGACUUGAAUGAUACCUCACCAUCACAGCCACCACAUUCUCCAACCUCGGCAUCAACAGGCCCACUGGUCUCCUCAACACCACUACAUAGUGCAGACGAAGAAGAUUACGUGAGUGUAGAUGAAAGUGUCGUUCAUGGAACUGCCAAGCGUCCAUCUGAAAAGCUGUAUAUGACUUCUGAAUCUCCAUUCUCUAACUCUGACACUAGAAAUCUAUCCGAUUCUACACAGAUAAAGCAUGACUUAGAUGAAAAAUCUCGAAACCACGAAGUUGUGGAUAAUGAAAUCUUCGAGUCCGAAAAUAUAGACAAUAUCAAAAAUGAAAGCACGUUUGCUAAUACAAAUGUACAAACAGAUCCCGUCAGUGACCUGAUUUAUAAAACACCAGAAAACGAUGAAACUUCGAAGCUGAAAAAGCUCACAGCUAUAUCAUCAAACUCAAACACAACUUCAACUUCAGUCUCUAAUAUGACCGCUAAAUCGGUAGACGAAGACGAGGUUUAUGAUGACAUACCUUCCAACUUUGCCACUCCUUCCCUUCAACAGUUUUCCACUAUGCCAUUCAGCAAUUCUGCCACACCCUUUUCCCCAGCCCUGGUAGAAAGGGAUAACGUGAAAUUGAUGAGAUUGAUCCAAAUGGUGAAUGACGUCAAGGCAGAGAUGAAACAAAGUGUGUCGCAGGCGAACUCUCAGAUUGUUACUCUUGAAGCUGAAAAGAAAGAGUUGCUUGAAAAAUUGAAUGCUGAAUCCCGAGGUAAUGAUUCUUCCAUGAUUGAGAAAAAUUUGCAGCUCGAAAGCUUCAUUAAGGAUGAACUCUCAACCAUCCCUGCGUUGAACAGUCUAAUCAAAGAACAACAGGAAACGAUAAAUAGGCUGUCAGCUAAAGUUCAAGGAGAAGAACUACUGCAAGAAAAAAUAUACAACUUGGAAGCCCAAAAUUCUUCGCUUAAUAGCAAAUUAGAGAAUUUCUUUGUCAUUCACGGAGUCACUGCUGUUGGAGAAGAAGAUCAGAGCAAAGAUGUUUCAAAGGCUAUAAAACCAACCAAUUUUGAGUCUGUUACCACCAAAGUCGAUGCCCUUCUUGAGAAAUGGAACAAUGCUGCUCCACACUCUGGGGUGCUUAAAGAGAUAGAUCAUUUGAAACAGACCAACUUCAAUCUUUCCAAGCAGAUAGAGGAUUCAUCCUCAAAAUUCAAAGAGUUUGAAGAACUAUACACAGAAUCUAGAAAUUCAUUGAACAAAUCUCAUAGAGCCCUCUUGCUUUCACAAUCAGAAACUAACAAGUUAAAAGACCAAAUUAAAGUUUUGUCUAAUGAGCUAGAAGAAUUGAAGUUGAAAAAGAGAGUUUUCUCCAACUCAAAUCCAAGAAAACCUAGCUACAACAGAAGUUUGAAUAGUAGCACCAACGCGAAUAGUACUAAUAAAGCUGUAUCAUCACAUGUUGAAGGCGUUGAGCCAAACGAUUUAAAUGGUAGUAAUCAUGCCGUCAAUGAAGGAGCAACAAACCAAUCAAAUACUCGCAACGCAGGCUCCGUGACAGAGAUUGACAAUUUUGAUGGUGAAAAUGGUGAAAUUGAUGAAAGUACAAGUCAACACGAUAUUAGCUUUGUUGAUGAUAGGUACGAGAUCAGGAUCAAAGAUUUGGAAGCCAACUUAUUUAUUGUCUCCCAAGAGCGAGACCAAAUGAGAGAAGAGCUCAUUAGUUUGAAGAAGCAAAUAUAUAAUACAAGGAAUAAUGCUUCUUUCUCUUCUUCACCAGUUGUCUCCUCGCCUAACAUAUAAAAUAUUUUCGAGUAGGAGAUUUAUAUUUAUGUUCUUAUGUAGCACUAUAAUCAAUGCAUCAUCUUUGGUUUCCAAAGAAACUUUUUACAAAGUUAUAAAUCCAGUGGCUCGCUAUCCCAUAAAUCGGAGUCUUUU
This is a messenger RNA of Pichia membranifaciens NRRL Y-2026, 4068 nucleotides long. RefSeq lists its product as hypothetical. The record is from RefSeq and is a predicted model, not a curated record. Bases 403 to 3933 code for a protein of 1176 amino acids. The transcript has a single exon. Gene Ontology annotation, biological process: regulation of cell shape. Gene Ontology annotation, molecular function: protein binding. NCBI's taxonomy places the organism in Eukaryota, Fungi, Ascomycota, Pichiomycetes, Pichiales, Pichiaceae.